This is a messenger RNA of Manihot esculenta (cassava), 2693 nucleotides long. Its product is annotated as pentatricopeptide repeat-containing protein At5g12100, mitochondrial. NCBI's taxonomy places the organism in Eukaryota, Viridiplantae, Streptophyta, Magnoliopsida, Malpighiales, Euphorbiaceae. The record is from RefSeq and is a predicted model, not a curated record. The transcript is spliced from 2 exons. Gene Ontology annotation, molecular function: protein binding. Bases 80 to 2569 code for a protein of 829 amino acids.
AUGACUAUAAAGGAUUUGGAUACCCAGAAUUUGCUAAUGAGUCUGCUAAUCGAAAUUGAAUUUUCUUUCAUUUCAGAAAAUGGCCAGAAAAGCUGGCUUUCUCCUCAGAUUCUCUGUUAUUGCAACAAACAAACCCAUAAAUCCCAUAUUGUUUCAUGUCUCUUUCUCCUUCUCCUCGGUUCCUACCCCCCAAUUCGAACAAACCCAACAGCGCGAAAUCCUACAAAACCAUAGCAACACUAUUAGCGGCAAAGACCAUGAACGCUUUGAACAAAUGGACAAGCUUCAAUUUUUGCUUCAACAAGGCAGCACAGAAGCCGCCUAUAGCUUUACCAAGUCCAUUGUUCUAUCAAAAUCGUUAUUCUCUACACCCUCUGAUCUCCUUUCUUGUUUCUCUUCAUUCUUUCCUUCAUUACGAUUCAAACUGUCAAACAUGUUAUUUUCUGUUUGUUGCGGCUCAAAAAUGCUCGACCAAGCUACAGAAUUAUACGAUUUCAUGAAGAGAGAUGGUAAGCUUCCUCCUCUUGCUUCUUUGAAUGUGUUGCUUAAUUCUUUGGUGGACUCGAAGCAAUUUGAUAAGGUUCUUGUUUUGUUUACGGAGCUUGUGGAGUCGGGCUUUAGGCCUGAUACAGCUAUGUACGGUAAGGCUGUGCAGGCGGCAGUGAAAUUGGGGGAUGUAAAGAGGGGCAUGGAGUUGCUUGAUUCCAUGAAAAAGAGAGGGGUAAGAACUAACGUGUUUGUUUACAAUGUUUUGAUUGGUGGAUUAUGUAAGGAGAAGAGGAUAAGAGAUGCACAGGAGCUGUUUGAUGAAAUGAGGAGGAGGAAUUUGGUGGGGAGCACUGUCACUUAUAACACGCUUAUUGAUGGAUACUGUAAGGUUGGGGAGGUGGACACAGCAUCUAAAAUGAUGGAGAGGAUGAAGGAAGAGAAUGUGCCCAUGAAUAUCAUUACUUUCAACUCAUUGCUUAGUGGGCUUUGUAAGAUGAAGAGAAUGGAGGAGGCAAGAAAUAUACUGAAGGAGAUGGAAGUGAAUGGUUUUGUGCCUGAUGGAUUUACUUACAGCAUCUUUUUUGAUGGGCUUUUUAGGAGUGCUGAUUGGAAUGGUGCUAUGGAUUUGUACGAAUCAGCUACUAGAAAAGGAAUUAAGAUUAAUAAUUACACUGGUAGCAUUUUGUUGAACGGGUUAUGUAAAGAAGGAAAAGUGGAGAAGGCAGAGGAGAUUUUGGAGAGGCUUAGAAAAAAUGGACUUGUUCCAGAUGAGGUUAUUUACAACACUAUGGUGAAGGGGUAUUGUCAAAUAGGUGAUAUUAAUAAAGCCAUUAUGAUUAUUGAACAAAUGGAGAGUUUGGGGCUGAAGCCAAAUUGCAUAACUUUUAACUCUUUGAUUGAUAAGAUCUGCGAAAUGCAAAAGAUGAAUGAGGCAGAGGAGUGGGUAAAGAAGAUGGCAGAGAAGGGAGUUGCACCAAGUGUGGUAACAUACAACACCCUUAUCAAUGGUUUUGGAAAGUUGUGCACUUUUGAUAGGUGCUUCCAGAUUCUUGAAGAAAUGGAAGAGAUUGGGGUAAAGCCGAAUGUUGUAACCUAUGGUUCUCUCAUAAAUUGUUUAUGCAAGGAUGGAAGGAUUCUUGAGGCAGAAAUAGUUGUCAGGGAUAUGAUCGGAAGAGGGGUUUUGCCUAAUGCACAGAUUUACAAUAUGUUGAUUGAUGGGAGUUGUGCGGUGGGGAAAUUGAAAGAUGCUUUAAGGUUCUUUGAUGAGAUGUUGAGAAGUGAAAUAGGUGCAACCCUUGUAACAUACAAUGCACUUAUUAAUGGGCUCUGCAAGAAGGGAAGAUUGAUGGAAGCUGAAGACCUGCUUCUACAAAUUACUAGCAGUGGUUAUAGUCCAGAUGCAAUCACAUACAACUCGUUAAUUUCAGGCUAUGCAAAUGCAGGAAAUGUCCCAAAAUGUCUUGAGCUAUAUGAAACUAUGAAAAAGUUGGGAAUAAAACCAACUAUAAAUACAUUUCAUCCGCUAAUCAGUGGAUGCAGUAGACAAGGGAUAGAGCUUGUAGAGACACUGUUUGCUGAAAUGUUGCAGUUUAAUUUGGCUCCUGAUCGAGUUGUGUAUAAUGCAAUGAUUCAUAAUCAUGCUGAAAUCGGAAGUCUUCGAAAGGCAUAUGAACUCUAUCACGAUAUGAUAGACCGGGGAGUUCAAACAGACAAGAUGACUUAUCAUAGUUUGAUUCUGGGUCAUAUAAGGGAGGGAGAGUUGUCAGAAACUAAAGGUCUUGUUGACAGUAUGAAGGCCAAAGGAUUAGCCCCUAAUGCUAAUACAUAUAACAUUUUGGUUAAGGGACAUUGCGACAGAAAGUAUUUUGGUGUAGCAUAUAUUUGGUGCAGAGAAAUGAUUGAAAACAAUUUCCACCCUAGUGUUAGUAUUUGCAAGGAGCUUAUUGCUGGCCUUAAGCAGGAGGGAAGGUUGAACGAGGUCCUAGUUAUAUGCUCUGAAAUGAAAGUUAAAGGAAUGGCAGAUUGGGGCUCUAUUGAAGAUCUAUCUGCUGUUGCUGAAACAAACCAAGGAUCUAUCUGAUACCACUUAAAGGAUCAACACUUAGCCAGUGAAUACAACAUCCUACAAUGAACAUUUGGUGAGAUUUUCUCAUCUACUAUGACUAUAAAUUAUCUGCUGCUGCUAAACAAUCUAAGUCUGGUGC